CUAUCUAAAUUAUCUAUUGUUAAAAUUCGCAGAAUUCAGGGAAUUCUGACGUUUCUUCAACAUGUCAGCUCCCUCUCCCACGUCUCCGCCGUCCACUAACACCACCGCACCUCCUCCGUCUACCAAUACCACUGCUCCUCCGCCAGCCACUCCUGCUGCCCCUCCACCCACCACUCCUGCUGCUCCACCUCCAUCCACUCCUGCAUCUCCCCCACCAGCUACUCCAUCAGCUCCACCACCUGCCACUCCUUCCCCUCCUGCUACUUCACCACCCCCUACCUCAUCUUCCUCGCCUUCGCCUCCUUCACUCUCUCCACCAGCACCUUCACCACCCACUUCUACAUCCCCUCCUUCCUCAUCAACUCCUUCUCCUCCCUCGCCUCCUUCUACCACGCCGUCUCCUCCUUCGAGGUCUGGGACCCCGUCAACGCCUGCGACCAGGAGUCCUCCCCCACCAUCUUCUGCUAAUGCGCCGCCUACGGGUUCCUCGGGGAUAUCGACGGGAGUGGUAGUGGGGAUAGCUAUUGGAGGCGUAGCAAUUCUGCUAGUUUUGAGUUUGCUCUGUCUUUGUUGCAGGAAGAAGAGGAGGAGAAGUGAUCAUGAGGCUGCUUACUAUGUUCCUCCGCCUCCUCCUGGUCCUAAAGAUGGUCCUUACGGUGGGCAACAGCAGCAUUGGCAACAAAAUGUUCCCCCACCACCGGAUCGAGUUUUCACAUCAAUGCCAAAACCUAAUCCUCCACCACCAGUUGCAUCAAGGCCCCCACAUCCUCCGGAACGUGUUUCCAUGACUUCACCACCUCCUCCACCGCCUUUCAUGAGCAGCAGCGGUGGCUCUGGCUCUAACUAUUCUGGGUCUGAAAAUCCGCUCCCACCACCUUCUCCAGGCCUUGCUUUGGGUUUCUCAAAGAGCACAUUUAGUUACGAGGAAUUAGCAAGGGCAACAGAUGGCUUCUCAAAUGCUAAUCUCCUUGGUCAAGGUGGUUUUGGGUAUGUGCACAGAGGAGUCCUUCCUAAUGGGAAAGAAGUGGCUGUUAAGCAGCUAAAAGCUGGAAGUGGGCAAGGAGAGCGUGAAUUUCAGGCAGAAAUAGAAAUUAUUAGUCGAGUGCAUCACAAACAUCUUGUCUCAUUGGUUGGAUAUUGCAUUACUGGAUCUCAGAGACUGCUUGUUUAUGAGUUCGUUCCAAACAACACUUUGGAGUUUCACUUGCAUGGAAAGGGUCGACCGACCAUGGAUUGGCCUACCAGACUCAAGAUUGCAUUGGGGUCUGCUAAAGGACUUGCAUAUCUUCACGAAGAUUGUCAUCCUAAGAUCAUUCAUCGUGAUAUCAAGGCAGCUAAUAUACUUUUGGAGUUCAAAUUUGAGGCAAAGGUUGCAGAUUUUGGGCUAGCAAAGUUCUCUUCUGAUGCUAAUACACAUGUCUCCACCCGGGUGAUGGGAACCUUUGGGUAUCUGGCUCCUGAAUAUGCAUCAAGUGGGAAACUAACGGAUAAAUCUGAUGUGUUCUCCUUUGGAGUCAUGCUUCUGGAAUUGAUUACGGGACGUAGACCUGUUGACUCAACUCAGUCUUUCAUGGAGGACAGUUUGGUAGACUGGGCGAGGCCUUUACUCACACGAGCUCUAGAAGAUGGAAACUUUGAUACUCUGGCGGACCCAAAACUGGGAACUAGUUAUGAUCACAAUGAGAUGGCUCGCAUGGUUGCUUGUGGUGCUGCUUGUGUUCGUCAUUCAGCACGGCGUCGACCACGCAUGAGUCAGGUGGUCCGAGCUCUGGAAGGAGAUGUGGCUCUCUCUGAUCUUAAUGAAGGAAUUAGACCUGGACACAGCAGUGUCUACAGCUAUGGUAGUUCAGACUACGACACCAGCCAAUACAAUGAGGACAUGAAAAAGUUCAGAAAGAUGGCACUGGGAAGCCAAGAGUACGGUGCCAGUAGCGAAUACAGUGGACCAACCAGUGACUAUGGUUUAUAUCCUUCUGGCUCAAGCAGUGAAGGCCAUAAUACCCGAGAAAUGGAAAUGGGAAAGAUGAAGAAAAACAGCCAAGGUUUUAGUGGAAGUUCAUGACAAGUCAAGCUUCAAUUCUUCUGUAAAGAACCGGCCUCCCUCUUCUCAUUCUCUUAGAUGUCGAAAUGAUUGCAAGAAUGGCAUAUUUUCGGAUGUGAUUAACAUAUACGAUUUUUUUUUUCUUUUUCUUUUUUUCCCCGAGAUUUUAUUUUGUAUUUAGUAGUUAUUAUAUACUAGAAAAUAAUGAAACAUUAUGGUUGAUUCUUUUAUUCGAUGCUUAAAUGCCUACCAAUUUGUUUGUUCCAA
Messenger RNA from Manihot esculenta (cassava), 2308 nucleotides. RefSeq names its product proline-rich receptor-like protein kinase PERK1. Bases 62 to 2062 code for a protein of 666 amino acids. Lineage: Eukaryota; Viridiplantae; Streptophyta; Magnoliopsida; Malpighiales; Euphorbiaceae. Gene Ontology annotation, biological process: protein phosphorylation. The transcript has 8 exons. The record is from RefSeq and is a predicted model, not a curated record. Gene Ontology annotation, molecular function: protein kinase activity; ATP binding.